Cephus cinctus (wheat stem sawfly) is the source of this 3060-nucleotide messenger RNA. RefSeq names its product adapter molecule Crk (gene Crk). Gene Ontology annotation, molecular function: protein binding. The coding region runs from base 775 to 1629 and encodes 284 amino acids. The record is from RefSeq and is a predicted model, not a curated record. The transcript is spliced from 3 exons. Lineage: Eukaryota; Metazoa; Arthropoda; Insecta; Hymenoptera; Cephidae.
GUACUAUACUGUUAAUCAAUUGUUGCGUAUUCAGUAAUCCUCAUUAAAUUGUACCUACGUCAAAUCAAAAGUGAUCGAAGACCCGACAAGUGAAAAAUCGAGGCAGAGGAAGGUAUCCACAUAUCUAGUGUUAAAAUGGUCCAAUUGAAAACUCACCGUGAGAGAGACAGACAGAGACAGAUAUCAUAUUCAUGAAACUCCAUAGUAUUGGGUUAGGUUCUAGGAUAUGCUGGCAACCAUUUUUGUGAGAGUGCACUUCAAAGUCGGUACGGUGAACGUCUUAUGUCGUAAAAUUGACAUGUCGUAUGGUACAUAGUCGCCCUGUGUUAAAGGAGCAAAGAGGAGACGUGUUUUUUAUCGCAUUAUUAUUAGAGAUCCAGUUAUUCUCUGUGAAAAUUUUUUAAAUUAUAAAACGUACUAGGCGUGCAAUACGUAUCAGUUGAUGUAUCCUCGGUGGAAAAGAGGUUCAAAUAUCCGAAGUAGCCCCAACGAGUCGUUCAGGAUGAAGUGAUUUUUUGCUUCUUCGAGUGACACUUCUGUCUCGGGUUUCUGGAAUAAUCGACAUUCCUUGAAGCUCAGUAAAGAAAGUUAACUAUUUAUUCGAAAGCCCUGAAAAAGUCGGGCGAACUGGUGAAUUUCACUGGUUUUUAUGAAGUGAUGUCUCGCUAUGCAGACGACUAACCAAUUGUUUCGAAGAUAUUUUGCGAUAUUUUAAUAAAAGGAGUGGAUUUGUAAUUGAAUAUUGUGUGGAGUAUUUGUUAUAUUCGCACCACGAUGACGGCUACGUUUGAUCAGUACGACAAGUCCAGCUGGUACUUUGGAGCAAUGUCAAGACAGGAUGCAUCUGAUCUCCUUAUGAGUGAAAAGGAGGGUGGCGUAUUCUUAGUUCGUGACAGUACAUCGAUUCAUGGGGAUUUUGUACUUUGCGUGAGAGAGGAUAGUAAAGUUAGCCAUUAUAUCAUCAAUAAAAUCCAGCAGGGUGAUCAAAUACGUUAUCGCAUUGGAGAUCAAAUGUUCCCUGAUAUUCCAAAUCUUUUGGCUUUUUACAAGCUACAUUACUUGGACACCACACCCUUAAUCAGGCCAGCACCUAGAAAGAUUCAAAGGGUGAUUGCUAAAUAUGAUUUUGCUGGCUACGAUCCCGAUGACCUUCCCUUUAGGAAAGGAGAGAUCCUGACAGUAAUUUCAAAGGACGAAGACCAAUGGUGGACUGCGAAAAACAGCUUAGGCCAAACUGGAUCAGUACCAGUUCCAUAUAUUGAAAAAUAUGAUGAAGAUAGUCAUACUGUAAUAGAAAAUAGACUGGAAGGUGGUACUUGUAGUUCAAAUUCGAAUCUUGUCCAGCCUUCUUCGCAAGUAUCACAUCAAGAAUCAGGUCAGGCGACAGUAACGCGACGUUCAAAUAUACAACGAACGCUACCAGCGUUCGCGAAAGUAAAGCAAGCAAGGGUACCAAACGCAUACGAUAAAACAGCUCUUAAGCUGGAAGUAGGUGACAUGAUUAAGGUAACAAAAACUAAUAUAAACGGUCAAUGGGAAGGUGAAUUGCACGGGAAAGUUGGUCAUUUUCCAUUCACGCAUGUAGAAUUUGUGGAAAACGAGACUAGCGAGGAGAAUCAAGAGAUUUAACAGAGUUUUUCGAAAUAAUUUGCACGUUUCGCAUGUAUCGUGGUUACAAGAGAAAGGACGAAGACCAAAUGGUUUUAAUUUUUAAUAGCAUCUCCACUGUAUAUAUUAAUAAAUCGAAAAUAUGUUAGCAAUAUUGCAUUGACCGGGUUGCAUGAGUCAUUGAAUAUUUUUCCUUAUAUAUAUUUAUAAAAUAAUAUUAAAUCCGUUAUAUUCCUGCUAUUGGUAAAUGCAAUAAUGAUUAAUAGCCAUAGGUUGUGCCACCGAUGGGUUCUCCCAAUAUAUAUAAAAAAAAAAUUGAACUUUAAAUGGUGGAUAUUGCAAUGAAAAAAUCCAAAAUCCGCUUGAUAAGAAUUUUUCGUUCUCAACUCUUCAUACGUCUCUUUAUAAUAUCCACUGCGUAGUAACCGUUCCGUAUUCUUCCUGUAAACGAUCGCAGUAUUAAGAUUUAAAAAAAUAAAUAAACUGGAAGUAUUCCACAUGAACGAUAAAAGUAUACAUUCGGAUUCUGCGUGUAGCCGUCUAUUUUCUCAUAUGUACAAGCGAAUAGCGGAAAUUCGACUCUUUCAUCACUUAAACAAAUAUUCCGAGAAUAACAAAAUAUAAUUUUUACGCAUUUUUCACGCAAGUUUAUCUUCUAGUUAUAGUAAUUUGCAAUGGGACAGUAUGAAUGACCAUAAAGGCAGUUGUUUUGGCAGCAUUUUACGAGAAUCCAGCCAUACUUGUAUAAAGCAAAGCGAUAGAUAGGAUGUGCCAUUAUAUAUAAAUAUAUAUAUAUAUAUAUAUACAUAUAUAUAAAUAUAUACAAUCAUUGUCUUUGAUUAAUAAUAUUACCGACUAUCUGGUGCUUGAGAUGUUUUUCGAGCAUGCGUCACGGAGUAGUCACUUUGACGUGUAUUGUAAUUAAAAUUCGUAAUUUGACGAAUAACUAUAUAUAUACCGAGGCAUAAUAGAAAAAGAAAACUUAUCUCGUAUGAUACUUGAUUAAACUUCUAAUAUUCCACUAUCACUCUACGUCGUAUUAUAGCUUAGGAUAAAACUUUAAUAAUUGUCCUGUAGUAUGUCUUCGGAUAACGUAUCAGUUACAUUGGACACGAGGUGUGAAGUUCUGAUCAUACAUGUAUGACGUGUGCAUGAGAAGGAAGCGAGUCUGAAUACGAUAAUAAUAAAAAUAAUGAUAAUAAUGUAUAUUUUUCUAAAGUUACGCACACACUUGGUUUCCAGCGCCCUUUUUUUUGUUUAAUUUCUCUUUCCCCUCCCUUGUUCCUCAGUUUUCUCAUAGUCAAUCGACUCCCCUGUUAUCGCAACACGACUAAGAAGUAAAGCGUGGUCACUUGUUAGAUAGCUAAGAUAAUUGUAUAAUUAAUUUAUAAUAAAUCAUUGUAAUGUAAUAUUCGAUCAUUGCAUACAACAAUAAAUGAUAAGUAUACUAGG